CACACGCACGCACACACCCCAACCCCUGCGGUCAUUCAUUCCACUACAGCGCGUCCUCACUCCUCAGCGGCAGCUCUCCCUCCGUCUGCUCCGCUUUGCACUGCUCCUGAAUCAGCCUGUGGGGGGGAUGAAGAUGAUGCGGACCGUCGUGUUAUGCGGCAGCUUUUUGCCCUUGCACCUUUUCCUCUGCGUCCACGCUCUGCCGGUGCGCGACCGGGGGACCGUCAGCAGGUCCAAACAGCUACAGGGAUAUUCUCACAGCAACAGUCACGUUGUCCUGAAGAAGAGGGGCCGACAUGAACAGGACACUCUAAAUGAAGAGUACAAUAUGAAGUCUGUACCAGCAUUCAAAAAUGACACAGAGUUCUGGAAGCGCCCUCGCUGUGGGGUCCCAGACUAUCCCAGCUUAACAAAGGUCGACCUGUCCUACUACAACCUGAAAAAGAAGAAUGGAAACCUGAGUAGACAGCAGCGCAGGAAGCGAUUUGCGUUGUUUGGAGGACGCUGGGAAAAGACCGACCUCACUUACAAGAUAAUGCGUUUCCCCUGGCAGAUGAGUGAGGGCAAAGUGCGGCGCAUCUUGCAGGAGGCGUUUGGUGUAUGGAGUGCAGUGACUCCGCUCAGGUUCAGAGAGGUCACCUCUGAGAAGGCUGACAUCAUCAUUGACUUCAACAGGUACUGGCAUGGAGACAGCUUACCGUUCGAUGGUCCUGGGGGAAUCCUCGCCCAUGCCUUUUUCCCCCGGACACACAGAGAGGGAGAAGUCCACUUUGACUAUGAUGAACACUGGACGACGGGCAACGAUGUGGGCACCGAUCUCCUACAAGUGGCGGCUCAUGAGUUUGGCCAUGUCCUGGGCCUGCAGCACUCUCUGGAGCCUGAUGCCGUGAUGUGUCCUUUCUACAGCGACUCCUACCCUGUGCAGUUGAGUGAGGAUGACAAGAGGGGCAUUCAGUAUCUGUAUGGCCCCCCUCGGCACGCACCGCCAGAGAUGGCGGAGACCAAUGAGAUUGACAUCGGAAUGCCGGACGCCUGCAGAACAAACUUUGAUGCUGUGUCCAUGAUCAGGGGGGAGCUGUUCUUCUUUAAGUCUCGAUAUGUUUGGCGCAUCCGUGAUGGGCAGUUACAAGCUGGAUAUCCAGCCCUGGCGUCACGCCACUGGGGAGGCAUUCCUGACCGCAUCGAUGCUGCGUAUGAAGACAAGUCUGGCAACAUCUGGUUCUACCAAGGUGACAGCUACUGGGUGUUUGACGCUGAGAGGAAGAUAACAGGACCGGAUUCGGUGCAGCGGCUGGGUCUUCCUGUAACAGAUAUCCAAGCAGCUUUGAAGUGGGAAGAGCACGGUGUCGAGAAAGUCUACCUCUUCAAGUCCGCUUCAUACUGGCCCUUCAAUCCUCAGGAGAAUCGAGUCGAUGACAUCCAUCCUCGCAGCAUGCAUAAGUGGAGUGGAGUGCCCAGCCAUAUUGAUGCAGCCUUUCGGGACAUUUAUGGCUACGCCAAUUUCCUGAGUGGGCGGAACUAUUGGAAGUUUGAUCCCGUGGUGUUGAAGGUGGUGGAAGGCUACCCCCGCAGCAUUGGUGUGGAUUUCUUUGGCUGCUCUGCCUCUGUCUAAAUAAGUUCAUACACAUGAAUCUGCAAAACCUGUGGGUUGAUUUUUCAGCUUAAUUCCACAUCUAGCUCUUUUGGAACCCGCCCACUAUUCAUCAUCAAACCCUCUUGAGUGGCUAAGCACAGAUCAACUCACAAGGCGGCCUUGGAUCAAAUUUAGCAGAAGGCUACGUUAAAUGUGGCGGCAAGAUCGGUUAGAUUCAAAAUGUGGAUCAUAAUAUAUACGUAGAGAUACAUUCACAGUUUAUACUGCUCACCCAGCUCCGCGCUAAUCAGCAAACCUCUGUCCGUCAUGACAGCAGCCACACCUCCCCCACUCUUGCUCACUCACUCACUAGCUUACUGCUAGCCAUUAGCCUGCUCAUUAGCCUGCCCACCCUGAAUUUCGAAAAACCACAAAACACAAUCGAAACACACUUUCACAAUUUGAGAACAUUAAAGCUUCAGUAUGCUUCAAGGAACUAGGUCAUAUCAUGUGUUUGACCAUGUCUAAAUGCAAAUAUGAUUGCAUUAUGUUUUAAAUGACCACACCUGAAGGUAAGGCACAAAGCCUUCUUCACCCUGGAUGCAUCUAUUGUUGAGUACCAAGAAUUGAGAUCAAUAUAUUUUCUGGAAAUUCUCCUCAAAAUCUGCUCCUGUUUCCUGGAAAAACACCAGCAGGAACCUGAGAUUGUUGGCAUGUGUCUGCUUGCGGGUCUGUUUGAACCUGUGUGGUUCAAACAGACCCGCUGUAUGAAUACUGUAAAGUAUUACUAAGUACUGUGUUAAUGAUUAUCAAGUGUCCCAUUCAGAAAUGUUACAAAAGGAUUUGGUUCUGUUGUUGAAAAUUGGGUUUGUCCUUUAAGAUAACAAGCUUCAGGCUUCAGGCUUCAAGCUACACUGCUUUCCACCUUUCCCCUUGUAAAUCGUUAUUUUUGAACACAUACACGACUGUUCUUGCCUUGUGUUAUGCAAUCCUACGUUGGAGCCACAGGCCUUGUUGCUUGUAGCCCAGCUAAUGCUAAAGCACUGAAACCUGGACCUGAACUGAUAGCGGUGCUUUUUAGCUACGCUAGCAGCACGGCCCGAGGGAUGGCAAUGUCAGACAUUCGUGUUCCCUCAAGAUGAACUGUGACAAUGUUGGUAGUCCUCUGACUUUUCUUAAGCUGGAAUUAUGGUUCUCUGGGCUUCGUGUUUCGGACACAUUGGUGUGGGCUUCUUCUUUCUCUUCUCGUAUAGAUUCAGGGUAUGAAAUCAUUAUGUAAAUAAAACGCAGACGAAAUCAGGAAAUGGAAAUCAAUUUCACCCCAGUAACAGUGCAACUGUGCAACUUAAUCAACAUAAAUGGACAAGAUGGGCAAUGAUUUUAAACAAAAAAAUAUCAAAUGAACCAACCACCUUGCUUGAUAUGUAGGCCGGCAAUAUGAGUCGCAUAGAGAAGCAUGAGAAGCAUAAUUCCAGCUUCAGUCUGGUUCUUCACUGCCAACGAGGCUCUAGCUUCAGCCUUGGUUUAUCAUUUCACUGUUUACACCCUGAUUUAAGCAGAAUCCCACCACAGUUUGUCUGAGCCUGCUGACGGACUGACCUUACACACAGAGGAGCAUCUCUGCUCGACCUUACAUCAUUACAGAUCUUCGGCCUUUUACUUUCAUUUUUUCGUUCAUGAUUCUGUUUUCUUUGAUUUGAGUCAUCAGCCUCUUCUGCUUGCACGCUCACCAGACAAUUUAAAAUACCACGUAGGUCCGACCCUGCAGCACUCUGUCUCAUCCACACAGCUCCUAAAUGAACCAUAGACCAUUUAGCUCGGCAGAAAUGAUGCAAGCAAACUCAGAAAGGGGACUCGAGGGGAGUCAGGAGAUGACUCCUGUUUGCAGGGCAGCAUUGUAAUUAUUCACAAAAGCCUUCCAGUCUAGGAUUUAGCAUGAAGCUAGAUCCCAUCUCUGACCUGACAUGGUAAAGGGUUGUGUUGAUUUUGCUUCACUGUGCUGUAGGUGAGCGGCUGAUGUCAAAAAUGUGACAAUCAUGGACAACCAGUAUUGAAAAUCAACUUUGGUCAAGUUGAUUUCUCUAAAUUCACAGCGGCAAGUUGAAAACAAACAAAGCAGAGUUUUCUGAAUAUUUAAGGUGCUAUUUAAGGUUCUGUAGGCAAGGUAAACCAGUACCUCAUACUUUACACAAACUACACAACCUGUUUCUUUUCAUUAGUCACUGUACUCCUGUGGUGCAGUUUUCUAGAGCCAUACAACUGUCCUCACUAUCUGUUAAAGAGCUUUGUUUCACUUCUCUGAUUGUUAUUGUACCUUUUAUUAGAAAAAAAACAAUGAGACUUGUUAGAACAUUAAAAACCAGAUUUUUCUUGGCUGAUGAUAUAAUGUGGUCUGAAUCAAAGAAAUGAGACAGAGCUUCACUGUGCUUUAACUUACUGUAUAUAUUUUUUUAAUGAAUAUUACACUUGUUCAUUUGUAUUCAGUGUGUUAGUGAGUGUUGUUAAUCAGUGCAGGACACUGAUGAUUGCAUUGACUUUGAAAAUACACUGCGGUGUGUCUGCAACAACAGCCGUCCAGUGUUGCUUGGACAUUGUCACUUGUGAUUUUUGUCAACAUGUCCUAGACAAAGCUCUCUUUUGAUGAACCGUCAACACAGUACACUGAUCUGUUUGCCUUUAUACUCAGUUGUUUCAUAAAUCUGUAAAGUUUUUUUUUUGUUUACAAUA
Molecule: messenger RNA, 4300 nt
Organism: Toxotes jaculatrix (banded archerfish)
Lineage: Eukaryota; Metazoa; Chordata; Actinopteri; Toxotidae
Product: stromelysin-3-like
Exons: 8
Coding region: 128-1612 (494 amino acids)
Biological process (GO): collagen catabolic process; extracellular matrix organization; proteolysis
Cellular component (GO): extracellular matrix
Molecular function (GO): metalloendopeptidase activity; zinc ion binding
Source: RefSeq, a predicted model, not a curated record